Eucalyptus grandis is the source of this 1477-nucleotide messenger RNA. RefSeq names its product rust resistance kinase Lr10. Gene Ontology annotation, molecular function: ATP binding; protein kinase activity. Lineage: Eukaryota; Viridiplantae; Streptophyta; Magnoliopsida; Myrtales; Myrtaceae. Gene Ontology annotation, biological process: protein phosphorylation. The record is from RefSeq and is a predicted model, not a curated record.
UUAUAAUACAUCCAUUGUUUCGAUCGUGAGUUGUGUGAAGGCCGUGGAUUUUCCAUUUUACAUUGAUGCUUCGUCAUGCCUUGAUGGGCUUCCAUUACUUAAUUUCUCUGGUGCGAGAAGGCGAGUGUAUGCCUUGGUCAAUGCAAAUGCCUCAUCUAUGGAAACCGCAUGCACUAUAGAGUUUGUGGGAAUGCUAUCACAGUGGGUUGAUGAAUCUAAUCUUCAUUCCUAUGCGCAAAUUCACGAACGUAUGGUUUAUGGAUUCGAGCUUUCGUGGUCUUAUCCUCCUAAGCUUUCAAGGGGUGAUCCUAAGCACACCAAGAUAGAUAUCGCCUAUGGCCUCGCCCAUACUCUUUGGCGUAUUGAACAUAUCUCGUUCCUUCCCAUCGGUUUCAUUCGUUACAAACGCAAUCUCUAUUCGGGAACAGGGAACCACUACCUUGAUGUGGUGGUGCUUUUUCUCUUGGACAUCGUGCUUCAGUGCAUGGUUGUGAAAUUCAUCUUGGGAGCCCCAUGUGUGAUGACGUUGCUAAUACGCAAAUGGAAGAGAAGACACUUAGCAAUGGAUCAAAAUGUUGAAGAAUUUUUGCAAUCUAACAAUAAUUUCUUGCCGAUAAGGUAUUCUUACUCGGACAUCAAGAAAAUCACGAGUGGCCUUAAGGAUAAACUAGGUGAGGGAGGGUACGGGUCCGUGUUCAAAGGAAGACUCCGGAGCGGCCGUGAGGUGGCGGUCAAGAUUCUAAAGAAGGGAAAAACGAAUGGGCAGGACUUCAUUAGUGAAGUAGCUACCAUUGGUAGAAUUCAUCAUGUUAAUGUUGUUGGACUCAUUGGUUAUUGCUUUGAGGGCUCUAAACAAGGUCUUGUCUACGAUUUCAUGCAUAAUGGAUCUCUCGAUAAGCACAUUUUCUCACGAGAACAAGGGAUUUCUCUUGAAUGCAAGGAAGUGUAUGAGAUUGCUCUCGGAGUGGCUAGAGGGAUUGAAUAUCUUCAUCGAGGAUGUGAUAUCCAAAUUUUACACUUUGAUAUUAAGCCUCAUAACAUUCUUCUAGACGAGGAUUUCACCCCAAAAGUUUCCGACUUUGGGCUCGCAAGAUUGUAUCCCACGGAUUACAACACUGUGUCUUUGACUGCCGCGAGAGGAACCUUAGGGUACAUGGCUCCGGAGCUCGUCUUCAAGAACCUUGGAGGCAUCUCUUACAAAGCCGACGUCUAUAGUUUCGGAAAAUUGUUGAUGGAAAUGGCCACUAGAAGGAAGAACGAGGACAAGGUUACAGGGUGUUCAAGUCACACUUACUUUCCUUUAUGGGUUCAUGACCAAAUCGAUAAAGAAUUGAAAAUUCCAGUGGAAGUUAGUGAGGACAAGAGGAAAAUAAUAAAGAAGAUGAUAAUAGUUGCUCUUUGGUGCAUACAAUGGAAUCACGAUGAUCGCCCUUCGAUGCGAGAAAGUCUUGAAAAUGCUCGAAGGAGAAGUAGAUGA